AUGUAUUCCGAUACGAUACUCAAGCAGUGGUGUGACGAGCACCGUUUAAGAGGUCCGUCUGUGAAGAAUGAACCUGCAUUCUAUCAGAAUCUCGAGCGAGCCCUAGAUUCUCGUCGCCAGGCGCACAAUUUGGUUUCUCUGAAGCCGCGAUGGGACGAGACCGUAGCGGACUUCACCAGUGCGGAUUUUCUCUCCCUCACGCGCACUGGCCGACUUCGCGAGGCCUUUCUGGCCGAGCUUGCUCUCCAUCCUGAUUUUGAACUGGGCGCGUCAGGAUCUCGGGCCCAAUAUGGCAAUUAUACUUACAUCAACCAGGUGGAGCAAGAAAUUGCAGAUUUCCAUGGCGCCGAAACGGCAUUUAUCACCCCUUCGACCUACGCAGCCAACCUGGGCGUCCUAUCCAGCGUUCCGCUGCCGGGGGAUGCAAUCGUAUACGAUGAGCUGAUACACGCAAGCAGUCACGAAGGCUUCCGCCUUAGCCUAGCAGAGCAGACCGUGCCAUUCAGCCAUAAUGACCCGGAGGGGCUGCGUGAGGUUCUGGUGCGGCUUAAGAAGGAACAGCCGGCCUUCGAGGCGGGAUCGAGAUCUGUGUUGAUAUGUGUUGAGUCCAUUUACAGUAUGGAUGGUGACAUCUGCCAGCUCCAAGACCUUGUUCGAACAGCGGAGGAGGAAUUUCCUCUUGGAAACGCGCAGUUCAUUAUGGACGAAGCUCACAGCAUCGGAGUAAUUGGUGACAAAGGCAGGGGCUUGGUAUCUAUGCUCGGCCUGGAAAAGUCAAUAGCCAUUAGAAUUCAUGCGGUAAGCAAGGCCAUAGGUGCGCUCGGAGGCGUAAUAAUGGGCAACAAAACUGUGAGGGCCAUGAUAGUGAACAACGCACGUUCUUUGACCUACAGCUGUGCACCUUCAUUCCCAAUGGUGGCUUCUAUUCGCGCUGGCUAUCGGCUACUGAUUAGCGGAGAAACACAGCAGCCACAAGAAAGAAUACAGCAGAACGUGAAGCAUUUGCUCGAGCUGCUCACGUCAGAUCCCAUUAUCGACGACGCCAGAGAUGAGGGAAUACUGUGGAUACCACACAUCGAAGAUUGGGAGCAGCGCGAUGUGCAGACUCAUAUCGUGCCCUUGUGCACGCGAUCUCGCCACGAGCUGUUCCUGUUUUUUCACUUGUUGACGAAUAACUUUAAUGCCUAUCCCUUCUCGUUCCCCGUUGUGCCUAAAGGCCAAAGCCGAGUGAGACUGGUAAUUCACGCGCAUAAUACGGUCGAGCAAAUUGAGAAGCUAGCUUCCGUGAUAAGCGACUGGGCCGCCGAGAUGCUAGACAUAGAAAACGGCGAGUCAGACAAGCAGCUUCCUGAUGCGGCUCGUCAACUUUACGCAAUGCAGGAUGCUCUGACGGUCUGA
Neoarthrinium moseri is the source of this 1398-nucleotide messenger RNA. RefSeq lists its product as uncharacterized. Gene Ontology annotation, molecular function: pyridoxal phosphate binding. Bases 1 to 1398 code for a protein of 465 amino acids. The record is from RefSeq and is a predicted model, not a curated record. The transcript is spliced from 3 exons. Gene Ontology annotation, biological process: biosynthetic process. NCBI's taxonomy places the organism in Eukaryota, Fungi, Ascomycota, Sordariomycetes, Amphisphaeriales, Apiosporaceae.